This is a messenger RNA of Orbilia oligospora ATCC 24927, 1890 nucleotides long. RefSeq lists its product as uncharacterized. The transcript is spliced from 5 exons. The coding region runs from base 1 to 1890 and encodes 629 amino acids. The record is from RefSeq and is a predicted model, not a curated record. Lineage: Eukaryota; Fungi; Ascomycota; Orbiliomycetes; Orbiliales; Orbiliaceae.
AUGGAAUCACGAUCUUUGGUCGUCGAGUUCGCGGCAAAGAGGAGCCCAAAGAUCGAGGGACGAAAGAGAAUGAAGAGUAACUUGAUAUUUAAUGCGUGUUGUACGAUCGUUGGCUUCUCGGUAGGAGUUCUGAUCACUGUCUAUACCACUAAAACUAGUGCCCUCUUUUCAGAAUCCACCUUUUUAAAGCGCCAGGUAUCAGAGAACUAUGAGGGCAAAACCAUCCUAGCAUCGGGAAACCCUUCUGCCGCAAACCCAAAGCGGAAAUGCGCCCCCCCACCGCCACAGUUUCUUCUUGAAGAUCCCCGUAUUAUGGAUCAUGAUGCAGUCAAGCAGGCUCUGGCCCAUAUCGACUCAAUAUUGAAAUCGACCUUAAAUGCGACUAAGGACGCUGUAUCUCUGAGUAUUGUGCACUCUGCUAAGGGCAAAGGGUACGAGUUCCACAAAGGGAGAAAGCGGUUGAACGAAUCUGGACCUUUAGAAAUCAUCAAUGGCGACUCAAUUCAUAGAGUAUUAUCUGUGACAAAGCUAUUUACGGUCCUCGAAGCACUUGUUCUAGGUCGACAGGCACAGGUUAAGCGCUUCUUGCCAGAGCUAACGCUCGAGUCAAGACUUCAAGAUGUUCUUCCAGAAUUCAGCCUUGGAAGCACCUUUAAAGAUGCAGGGGAUAUCACUCUUGGAGAGCUAGGUGGUCAUCGAUCUGGUCUUUCAAGAGAAGUUGGGAAGAUGAUCUUAACCAGUUUCAACGACGUGACGUGGCCGCCGAUACCCGGUCGAAACGUUCUUGGCCACGGACAGAUCAGAAACGACACCUCGAUUCAAGAAUAUCUCAAAAUGAUAUCUAAAAGAGAUUUAGUAUGGCAGGUUGGAGAGACCCCUAGCUAUUCCAAUACUGGGUUUAAUCUACUGGGUUUGGCCACAGAAAGAUACCGCCAAAGGCUAACGAAAGAGCGCAAAAGAUGGGAUGAGAUGAUGAAAGAUGACAUUUUCAAUCCUCUCGGGAUGGAUCACACUUUCGCAGGCCCAAUUCCAGAACAUUUACGAAAGGAUAUCAUCACCCCAAACGCUAGUAAUAUGGUAGACCUAGUUCUUCCGCACGUCACAGACCCAGCUGCUGGAAUGUUCUCGACCUCCAACGAUCUCUCAAAGCUACUUCACAAAGUUUUGCUGUCUUCGAAUCCUCUUCUGAUCAGUAAUUCGCAACGCCACACUUGGUUAAAAUCCAUUCAUCAGAAUACUGAUGGCAUGACCUCCGUUGGCAUUCCUUGGGAAUCAUACCGUGCUAUGAUGCCAGACUACGGGACGUACAAUAUUCAUUUCAAACUGGGUAGCCAUCCGGCUCACCAAAAUCAAAUAUCUGUUUUCCCUGAAUUUGGAUAUGGGGUCGUAGCUUUGGUUAGCGUGGGCUCAACCGAUGAAGAACUUACGAAGGGUGCUGCAAAAGCAGACCCACUGGCUAUGUCGUUUGACAUACAUAAUACCUUGGCUCCGGCAAUCUGGAAAGCCUAUAACUCUAUUUUGAUUUCCGACUAUGUGGGGACCUAUACAUCAAAAGACGGUAUUGAUAUUGCACGCAUCGUCUGGGAGAAUGACUUGUUAGUCAUUAAAGAAUUAAAGAUUAAAGGCGUCGAUAUGCUACUAAAGGCAGAUCAUUUACUCUGGGCGCUGGGUGGUCCGCAAUUUAAAGUUUUUGAGGGUGGCAUAAAAUUGACCGGAACUGGAUACCUAGGAAACUUCAGGGGUGCGGCGCUGAAUGUCUGUGCCUGGGAUAACUUUGAUAUAGUUACAACAAAGACCGGGUGGGGGGUUGAUUUAUUCGUCAUUAAGAAACUGAACGGGAAGAUGACUUUCUUGUAUGAGCCUCUUCAGGGUGAGUUGGUGAAACAAUAA